Molecule: messenger RNA, 1185 nt
Organism: Felis catus (domestic cat)
Lineage: Eukaryota; Metazoa; Chordata; Mammalia; Carnivora; Felidae
Gene: LYLDT1
Product: chromosome B4 C12orf54 homolog
Exons: 10
Coding region: 383-802 (139 amino acids)
Source: RefSeq, a predicted model, not a curated record
GACAAAGUAUGACUUGGGCAGCGGAGCUGGGGCCUAGAGCUAUCUCCAACUUCAGCUCCAGAGUCUCUGGUUUCUGUUCAAGGACAAAUGGCACAGCAUACUUUCCAAGAUCAAGAACAAAGGACCUCCAUACAGCAGAAUAGUGCUCAGAAUGGUCAACUGGACCUCAAGUCUGAGAGCCAGUGAGGAAUUGAGAAGCCUGAAACUUGUAGGAAGAUGAAAAUCUGUUCCAAGAGUAUGAAGUCUCUUGAAGACAGCUGCAGGACUAUGAGGUGAAACAGUGCUGGAAUCUCUCCACUAGACUCCUGGUUUCCCACAGAGGUUUUCCCAUUCAUGAUGGUUGUCAAAAUUGAUGUUUCUGUGAAAAUCCACUGAUGACACCAUGCAACCAAAGGAAAUACAGCUAACAAUAACUGAAGCCCUCUGGGACCAAGUACUAAUGGCUUUUAGGGAUAUACAAAAAGAGCUGCAGGAAGAUGCUCGGAUUCGAGGUAAAAAAGCAGUAUUUCAAGGUUUGGAUAAGCCAAAAGUGGUGGGAGGGAACAAGAGGGAGUUCAACCCAAAGUUUCAUCUUUCCUUUGGGGAUGAGCAACUGCUCCAUGAUACCCAGGUCAUCUGCAUUUGGGACUGGAUACAGUCCUUCCUGAACCAGGAAAUGAAGGCGAACUCCCUGACCCUGUUUGAACCAAAUUUGAUCCUUUCUCAGACAGCUGGCUCUAGUGAAAUAAAAACCAUAAGAGACAGAUCAUUAUACUUUAAAUUGAUCAGUGCUAAAACCAUGAAAGGAAUAACUGACCGGUAAUCUCAUCUUUACAUACAUUUUAAGUGUAAUUACUGUAAACCUUUAUAACGAGAAGCACUUUUGUUUGGUAAAAACCAUAUUGGAACUAUGAUUUUACUUAAUUUUAAUAUUCCUCUGAGGCAAGCAUGAGGAACUAUCCUGACUUUCCUGAUGAGGACACAAGCUCUCAUAAGCUAUGACACUACAUCUCCUAAGACCUAGCAAGGGCUAUUCCCUGUGGGCCACAUGAUCACCAGAGAAUUGCAACUCCCAGAGCUAGUGAUUCCCAUUCCUGGUGGAAUGUGAUGAGAAAAUCCUUCAAGACAGUGAAAGCCAGGACAGGGGGGAGGGGUGGAUGAGAUCACUCUCCGCCAUAUAUUCACAAUCACAACCUUCUCUUAUUG